Brassica napus (rape) is the source of this 1791-nucleotide messenger RNA. RefSeq names its product ethylene-responsive transcription factor ERF035. Gene Ontology annotation, biological process: regulation of DNA-templated transcription. Gene Ontology annotation, molecular function: DNA binding; DNA-binding transcription factor activity. Bases 824 to 1678 code for a protein of 284 amino acids. Lineage: Eukaryota; Viridiplantae; Streptophyta; Magnoliopsida; Brassicales; Brassicaceae. The transcript has a single exon. The record is from RefSeq and is a predicted model, not a curated record.
CCCGGAUCCGGAUAAGGAUAGUAAAAUUAUGGAUCCGCCGGAUAAGGAUCCGGAUCCGGAUACCUUAAAAUUGUCCGGAUACCCGAUUCGUCCCAGGCCUAGUAUAUAUGUAGUUCUCAGCCAGUCAAAAAUUACAUCAUAGAGCAAUAGAUCCAAGAGAUUCCGCAAUAUAUAUUAUAGGUUAUAGCUAGUAAUCAUAUAAAAAAUUGGGCAUGAUUGAAAGACUGGAAGGGGUAUGCCCUUUUACAAAAAAAAAAAAAAAAAAAGACUGGAAGGGUUAUAGCUUACUAACAUGAUUCUCGUGGUCGAAUUUUUAUUUUGGUAAUUACCCCAUUAACUGUAGUGCAUUCUUUUUUUACACAAAAACUAUUGUGUGUUCCAACGUCCAAGUUAAUUAUGACAUAUGUCGUUUUAUUGUAAAGCAAAGUGGGUCAACAUAAAACCUUUAUGUACUAUAUAAGUCUAAUAAUGCAGAAAAUACAAGUAGACACUCUCCACACAUUGUGCUACUUAUUCAUAAUUACGACGUUGCAACUCCAAGCCAACGUUCAUAGUUAUGAAGGUGACGCGCAUGCAGGAUAGUCGGUCCAUAUAUAAGACGAUAGUCGGUCCAUAUAUAAGACGAGAGACAUUUAAACGAAUGCCAUCCAAUAGUUAUUUAGAUUUUAUACUCAAUUGUUAUUAAAUAAAUACAUAUUAUUUCUAUGUAAUUUUCACAUGGGGGUAAGUUAUUCGCUGAAAAUGGAGGACGGUUGAUUGACAAUCCGGACCUACUAUAUAACAAAAUAAUAAUACAGAUUUUGUUCUUUUAUAUAUUAAUGUCAUGUGUUUUAUAACAUGGAAAGGACGAAACAGAAAAACAAAACAACUUGGAAGAAUAUUUAAUAGCAGACCACUUCAACUUGUAACCUUUAUACCUUUAAUUUUCUCUCUCUCUCUCUCUAAAAUGGAAAAACAAAUCAACGUAGAGAGUAGUGCUACUCACCAUCAGGAAGACAAUAAUGCUUCCGCAAUAACAACCUCCACCGUCGCCGCCGUCAAUUCGUCGGAAUCUUGGUCUUCUAAAAGAUAUUUAGUGCAAGACACUGAAGCCGGUGGAAAACGGCGGAAGAGAAACGGUGGCAAUGGUAAUAAGAAUCCGACUUAUAGAGGAGUAAGGAAGAGGAGCUGGGGGAAAUGGGUGUCGGAGAUUAGAGAACCAAAGAAGAAAUCGAGAAUCUGGCUUGGGACUUAUCCAACGGCUGAGAUGGCAGCUCGAGCUCAUGACGUUGCGGCUUUAGCUAUUAAAGGCAACUCCGGUUAUCUAAACUUCCCGGAACUGUCCGGUUUGCUUCCUCGUCCGGUUAGCUGCUCUCCAAAGGAUAUACAAGCCGCAGCUGCCAAAGCCGCAGAAGUCAUGUGGCAAGAACCGGUUAUAGAUGAGAAAUUAGCCAAUGAGCGAAGUCAUUCCGAGUUGUCUACAGCUCAGUCUUCGACUUCCAGCAGUUUUGUGUUUUCUUCAGACACGAUAGAUAGUUUGAGUACGGACAAGGAAAGCAACGAAGAGACGGUGUUUGAUUUGCCGGAUCUUUUCAUGGAAGGAUUUUUAAACCACGACGACUCGUUUGGCUACUACGAGAGCACGACUACUUGGCAGCUUUACGGAGAGGAUGUAGGGUUCGCCUGGCUAGAUGACUAAAGUACCCUACCGUUGUUUACGUACGUACGUAUAGUUCCAUGCAUGCAUUAUGGUUUAAACUGAUUUUUACUAUCUUUUUGUUAAUUAUUACGUUUAUGUUGUUAAUUACUUUU